AAAAAAGCUUGGAAAUGAUAUUUAAUACCCACUGUUUUCUACUUCUCAACUGGUAUGUUUAGUUAGCACAUCCUCAGUUAUUAAUCAACAAGAUCAAUUAACAGCACUUUAUAGCACUUUAUAGCAAUCAAUAUUUAUCAAUUCAUACAGCUUGUUUAAUUUAUUAAUUUAUUUAACUGAAGAUGUCUGAUACUAUGAAAGGUCUAUUAUACUACGGUAAAAACGAUUUGAGAUACUCUCCUGAAAUUCCUAUUCCAGUCAUCAAUGAUCCUGAUGAAGUGAUGAUAAAAGUUCAUUGGUGUGGAAUUUGCGGUACUGACUUACUAGAGUAUAUCAAAGGUCCUGUUUUUUUCACCAAAAUUGAUGAGAAAACUGGCCAUCCAAUGACCGGUAUCAAAUUACCACAAACUAUGGGCCAUGAAUUAAGUGGUGAAAUCGUCGAACUUGGUCCAAACGUUAAAAAUAUCAGAGACGAUUUAUCUGUCGGUGAUAAUGUGGUCUGUGAACCAACUAUUUAUUGUAAGGAUAAGAAAAGAUUUCCCAAUUCAUUAGUCAAUAAAUCAUCUCCCCAUGGUUCCGAAGAAUGCGAAUCUUGUAACUUGGGUUAUACAAACAUUUGUAAAGAUUCUGCUAUUUUUGGAUUAGGCGCUCAUCCAGGUGGUUUGGCUGAAUAUGUUGUCGUUGGUGCUCAUCAUAUUGUCAAAGUUCCCGAUUGGAUUCCUCUUGAUGUUGCUGCUUUAGUCCAACCAUUGGCUGUUAGUUUCCAUUCAGUUAGAGUCAACACUUUCAAACCCGGCUCGAGCGCUGUUGUUGUUGGUGCAGGCGCUAUUGGUCUAGGUUGUAUAUUGGCUGCUUCAGCAUUUGACGCCUCCUUAAUCGUCUGCUCUGAGCCUGCAAAGGUUAGAAGAGAACAAGCCGCUUUGUUAGGUGCAACGACAUUCAAUCCAUUUGACUACAAAGACAACGACGAAGCUGUUAGAGAAUUAAAAAAAUUAAGUCCCAAUGGUGCUGGUUUCGAUUUAGCCUUUGACUGUUCAGGCUUCCCAAUAACUUUUGAUACUGCUUUAGCUGUGUUAAAACCAAGGGGUGAAUUGGUUAACUUGGCUAUUUGGCCUCAUAAACCAAUCGAUCUUUAUCCAAUGGACUUCACUAAUGGUGAAAAAAAGAUAACUGGUUCAAUGUGUUACACAGUAGAAGAUUUCGCUGGUGUUAUCGAGGCAAUGGACAAAGGUAAAAUGCCACUAGAAAAACUAAGAAAACUAAUUACUAAAAAAGUAGAAAUUCAAAAUGGUGUUGAAGGUGGUUUUAAAGAAUUAUAUCAAAACAAAGACAAACAUAUUAAAAUCUUAAUAUCUCCAUUAAAAAUUAACGAAAAUGGUGACGCUGUCAAAGAAUAAUAUAAAAACGUAAUUAAAUACAAUUCUCAUCUAUAAAAAUUAUCUAUAAAAAUUAUCUAUAGACAUUAUCUAUAAACAUUGCAAUACACUUUUUUUUCUUCAUCAACAGAUAAUAAACAACCAAUUAUUAAGGAAAAU
This is a messenger RNA of Ascoidea rubescens DSM 1968, 1535 nucleotides long. Its product is annotated as 2,3-butanediol dehydrogenase. NCBI's taxonomy places the organism in Eukaryota, Fungi, Ascomycota, Saccharomycetes, Ascoideales, Ascoideaceae. Gene Ontology annotation, biological process: butanediol biosynthetic process. The record is from RefSeq and is a predicted model, not a curated record. The transcript has a single exon. Gene Ontology annotation, molecular function: zinc ion binding; (R,R)-butanediol dehydrogenase activity. Bases 183 to 1397 code for a protein of 404 amino acids. Gene Ontology annotation, cellular component: cytoplasm.